This is a messenger RNA of Miscanthus lutarioriparius, 744 nucleotides long. NCBI's taxonomy places the organism in Eukaryota, Viridiplantae, Streptophyta, Magnoliopsida, Poales, Poaceae. The record is from the annotation of a GenBank genome assembly.
AUGUCCACGGAGAGGGAGAGACUCGAUGAGAUCGGCAAGAAGAUCAAGCGAGAGCCGGAUACAGCCGCCGCCCUCGCCGUCGCUGCCACCUCUGCCUCCGCCUCCACCGUGCCGGCGGACGACCACAUCCCACGCCUCCUCGGCCUCGACGGUGCCCUCAACACCUUGACACCGUGCGCCGCGUGCAAACUCCUCCGCCGCCGCUGCGCGCAGGAGUGCCCCUUCGCCCCCUACUUCUCGCCGCACGAACCCCACAAGUUCGCCGCCGUCCACAAGGUCUUCGGCGCCAGCAACGUCUCCAAGAUGCUCUUGGAGGUGGCGGAGGGGGAGAGGGCGGACGCAGCAAGCAGCCUGGUGUACGAGGCGAACCUCCGGAUGCGGGAUCCGGUGUACGGCUGCAUGGGCGCCAUCUCCAUGCUGCAGCAACAGGUGAACGCGCUGGAAGCCGAGCUGGAGGCGGUGAGGGGCGAGAUCAUCAAGCACAGGUACCGGCAGGCCGCCGGCAACCGUCUCAUUGACGACGAAGCGCAUGCCACGGCCAGCUUCGUGGCUCCUGCGUCGGCUCCGGUGCACGUUAAUGACGUGGUAUCGGUGGUGGAGGCAGGCCAAGAGGUCGCAGCCACCGGCGGCGCGUCGGGGAUGUGGACGUCGUCCGCGGUGUACGUUGCGGAAGCCGAGCAGCCGGCAAGUACUAAUCACUAUAGCUCCCUUAACCCAAGUGAGCAUCCUGCAUACUUUGGUUGA